AAAACACCGUCUUAUAUUCGGGCCAAUACUGUAAGAUUUCGUGAAACUUUCGAGUUUAUUUCACAAUUCCAAAAGUACUUUGCUCUCGAAACGUUGGCCUUGUUGAAGUGUCUUCCUUAAAUUGCAGAUUCAGAAAACUUGAUUUCUUCAAAUGUGAUUGCUUUAUUGGCUGUGGCGUCUCUCAGCUUCAUGUUGGUAAUCGACAUAACGCACAACUACGUUUUGGCAGCGUAGGCAAGUGCCAGGUCCUGGGCGAUGCAUUUCCAUCAAACUUGGUCUUGACGAUGUCUUGACAAACGACAGAGUUGACAUUGGCCUUCAGAAGUCUGCUCGUGACACGGCAACCAAACCAUCACCAAAUGUGGAGCCUUCGCACUUGACUUGAAACGCCUUGGAGUUCGUGCUUCUCUACUCUUUGUCCAGACUCUUGCUCCGGAGCGAUGUCAGACACCAAAAUGUUAUUUAUUUCUUAAUUUCUUUUUGGAGGGGACAUCCAAGCCGUUUUCUCGAUUUAAAUGGUUGCUUGCUGCUCCAACUCCCAAGGGUCGGUUGAGGAUACUUUCAAUCCAAAGACAUCUGAGUCAUCCACCUCGCAUCCUCAACCGCUCUCCUGCCGUUGCUCAUAUAAAUAAAAGUGCCUUCGUGUUGUCCGCCGCUUUAGCUCCCUCUAGGGCUAAGAAUGGAAAGUCUGAGUGUACAGCAAGACUGUGGCGCUCUUGUUGGCUUAGUGGGGGAAGGGGGAGGAGAUGGAGGAGUGGUGGUGGGACGUUUGUGGGAGUGAGGGCUAUGCAGCUUGUACAUUUCCAGACUGGGAAAUCCAGUGGCGAGUACACAGGACGAGGCGCUCGAUCCCGUGAAGGUGAUGAGAAAACGGUCCGUUAAGAGUUGAAGGGCGCUGCGGAGAUGCCGAGAGGAAGCCGGUCCAGGAAAGGAGCCGUGGACUGACUUUGAUUGCGGUCUCAGCCAUGGGUUCAGAGGCCAUGGAGGAUUGUGUCCAGGGGGCGCUCUCGUCCCUUUACCCACCUUUUGAAAGUACUGCACCGCCUCUCCUCUCGCAGGUGUUCACCGUGCUGGAGUCCACCUACCAGCAGGACAGCCUUCGCUACCUCCUGGACUACUUUGUCCCUGCCAAGCACCUCCUUCACAAGCUCCAGCAACAUGCCUGUUCUCAGUACCUGGGCUGCCUCUUCCUCCACUCCGGCUGGCCACUGUGUCUUGGCAAUAAAGUGGUGGUCCAGCUCUCUACCCUGGACUGGAGGCUCCUGCGGAGCAAUGACUUCUAUCUGCAAGUGGUACCCUUCUCUACCCGCUGUCCCCGGUUGGCCCUCAAGUGUCUGGCCCCCGGUGGGCGCACUGUUCAGGAAAUCCUAGUGCCUGAGUCCCAGCAUCCCCUCGUGUUCACCAGCGAGUGGCUGCACAGCAUCAACAAAGAACGGGGCCACAGGAGGGAAGCAGGCGGUGGUCUGGACACCUGCUUGGUGAGCACCUGCGACGGUGUCCUGCGCCUUCCGUGGAAGGAGGUGGUCUACCCCGAAUUCAUCCACGACCCGUCUGAGGAAGCUCGCCCGCCUUCCAACCCCGACGGCUACAUGUCCAAGGGUCUAGCCGAGGAGCGGUCCAGGGACUCGUGGGGCUGGGCUGAGGAGGAGGAAGAGAAAGACAAGGCCUUGCUGCCGGACGGCUUGGCCUCGGAGCCUGCGCUUCCCCGGCGGAGGCGCAGCGAAGAUGGGCUCGGGCGGACUGCGAGAUAUCCUGAGCUGGAUGGAGACUAUGUGGAGCUGCUGGAGCCAAGAGGAGGACCGGACGGAGGUGUUGACUCGAGGCACAGAUACUUGGAGAUGCACGGGAUAUGCAAAACUAAGACUUUGCCACUUUGCAAGAGGGGGAAGGCCAUCAAACUGCGGAGGGGAAAGUUGGUGGGAGGUGGCCAAAUGGACAGCUUUGGUAGCGUUGGAGGGAUCUGUGGACCUAAAUCAAAUCUGACUGCCCCCAAGGACACUGUGCUCGUGCCUGGGCUUCCUUCGAGAGUCACACAAACAAGCACAGAAAGACAAUCCUUCCCAUAUCUUGCCGAGGGCAAUAACGGCGCUGAUAACGGCGUCGAUAGCGGAGGCGAUAUAACCGAGAGAGACACCGAGGGCCGAGGAAGCCACCCAUUUAAAGAGAGGCGGCCUGGCGUUGGGGGUGAGGGUGAGAUGAACAAGGUGACGCAGCCAAGGAGAGAAGAGUCUGAAAGCACUCGCCUCUCCAGAGAGCUCCCCGACACAAUCGGACAUGUCAUAGAGGGCUGCUCCGACCCGGGGUCCCAUUCAGACUCUGUAUUCGAGGACACGGACAAACCACAGAGUGGCGACAGUGAUUCUGCAACACCAACGUGGGAUGCACCAGACAAAACUUUUGCAGCCCUGGCUAGCAAUAGCACGAGGGAUAGCAAGAGCGCGGCAGAUAGCAAUAACGUGACAGCCAACCAAAUGAGAGAUGACGGCAAAAAGAAGAUUCAAGAGUGCACGAGAGGAAAAGAAGUCAAAGCUUGCGGCUUCAGACCUCCAAGGAGGAAGAGGAGGGGAAAGGGAGCCAAAGGGAAGGCUCGGCCCAGCGGUCGCGCUUUCCGCGGGGGCUCCAAAACGCACGGGAAAGCUCAUGCUCAUCUGAGCUCCACUUCCUGCUCUGGCUCAACGCGGCGGCCAAUCACAGAGGAGCUCUGUUCGGAACCGUCAUCCGAUGGCGAGUGCCUGUCGGAGAACGCCACAACCAGCAGCGCAGAGGCAGAAUCUUUGCCCGUCUGCAACGGCCUCUCGGCUGCCUUGACCACCACAAAUGAGGAGGUAGAGGCCGGUGAUUCGUGUAAAGAGGCUUCUUUGCUUCGGGAAUUAAACACAGAGCUCCUCUGGUCAGGACAACUACGGAUGCCGGGUACGGUGGACAGAUUGGGACGUGCUCUGGUCAUGGCCGAGAUAGGAGAUUCCGGCAGCGGUGAGGAGAUGGCGCGCAUCCUGGCCUGCUAUCACAGGAUCACGCGGUCUGCGGCCAAAGAGAAAGGUCUGACGGUGUUGAUUGACAGCAGAUGUUCGCCGCCGUCUUCGCUCUGCCUUUCCACACUCAGGUUAUUCCAGCGGCUGGUUCCUGGUGGUCUUGGAGCGGUUCUUUUUUUGGUGGAGAAUCAGCAGCCUUCUUGUGACCUGGAGGGAAUAGAGGUCCACAUGGUGCGAGGAACAGCUGUCCUUGAGCAGUUUGUAGACAGGCAACAGCUGCCCACAGAAAUGGGGGGCGAGUUCAGCCACUGCCACUCAGACUGGCUCUCCUUCAGACUGAGUUUAGAGAGUCUCACUGAGCGCUGCGAGAGCGCCCUCCACCUGCUGGGAGAGGCACUGCAGUCGAUGGACGCCGAGCCCACGGUUGACAAUAUCAAGGAGGUACCAGCGAGCACGGACAAGCACCGGCGCCUCAUGGCCAGCGUCCUCGCCGACUCCCGCUUGACUGAGCUCCAACGUGGGGGCGGGGCCUGGCUGGCGGGAUUGACCAACAGCGGGUUGGCGCAGACGUCACCAGAUUGCAGGGCCGCGCUCGCCACCGCCUCCAAACUUUACGACAGCGUGGACGACGCCCUCCAUCGGCUGGUGCGAGUAUCCAACCGGAGGGCUCGCAACCUGGACGCGCUGGGCCGACUGGCUGGCCUGGUGAACCAGUUGGAAAAGUGUGACGAGGAGAUAGAGCGAGUGCAGUCGCAGGUGCAUGGCUACAAGGACCCGCCUCUCUCGCUGAGCAGACUGUCGCUCCAGCAGCAGAAGUUCAAACAGUUGCGGGAAGCAGCAAACGAGCUGCACAGUCGAACUCUGUCUGUGCUGACCGACCUGGAGACUUGGAACGAGUUGGACUGGGUGGGCCUCAACGACAUCCAGAUCCAACUCCCUUCAUUCAAGGAGCGUCUACGGGACAUGUCCCACUGUCUGUCUGACCGAUGGACUGCAUUGGACAACACGCAGCGGCUGCUGUCCACACUGACCGAGGCUUCCCAGUGGUGUGACGAAGUCUCCUCCGCCUCCCCCGUUUGCCCCCUCGCCUCCCUCCCCCCCAUUCCGCCGUCCCGCUUCCAGGAUGCCCGCUCGUUGGCUGUGGACUUGGGCGGCGGAGCGCUGCUGGAUCUGUGGAGCCGCACGGUGGAGCGUUACCAGCAGACCGUAGCGCAGGUGAAGCCGCGCUUCCUCCAAUCUGAGCGUGGCCAGAACCAAGGCCAGGGGAAGGCCAAGACGCCCAUCGCCGGAAACCUGUGGGACGCGGAGGGAGAGGGCGACUGGGAGUCUGGGUCCAGAGGAAGUGAGGGGGGGCUGCAGUCUUGGGGCUCGCUGGCCUCGUUGUUCAGACCGCAGACUUGCUCCACGCUGAAGAUAGGAGACGAGAAGGGAUAUAAAAAAGAGGCUGCAGGGGGAGGAGGAAAAUUUCUGCAGAAUCUUUUGAAGAAGAGCCCCACAGAGGCGCAGCUCCCUGCCAAGCCCCCCAGGAAGAGACACCCUAGCUUUGACCUGCAGGCCCUCCUGGCCCCCCGCAGAGGUGCUGGCAGUCCCAAAGCCGCAGAGUGCCGUACCUCCCCCAAGUCCUGGCUGGGCCGCAGGGCCCUAGUGGACCCUGUGGUCACCACUGGUAUGGCUGCCGCCGUCCAAGGGGGAGGUGGGGUGUUGAUCAGGGGGGUGGAGGUCAGCAGCAAAGAGGUGGUGGACCACACAGGCUCUCCGCGGCAACACGUGCUUCUAGGCAGGACCGAGAGGGAGAUGGGGACGGAACGAACCGGAUCCACGGUCCAGAGCAAACUCUACCUGCUCUGGUGCAGGAUGCUGAGCAGCGAGCGACAGUAUGUGGCCGUUCUCAAGGGGGUGCAGGAGACUUACCUCUCCCUGCUGGAGCUCUCAGACACGCCAGAAUCCAUCCGGGGCAAGGCGGACAGCCUCUUUCCCUGCUGGGCCGACCUGACUGCCUUCCACUCACAAGAACUUCUGCCCGCCAUGGAGGAUGCGCUGGUGCAAAGCUUGCUGCAGCAGGACUGCUUCAGUAAAUUUCGGGACCACUUUCUGCAUUAUUCCCAUUACAUCCGCACCAAACCGGAACUGGAUUCACCUCUGGUCACGCAAGCUGCCGACUUCUUUAAAUCCAAGCUACCUGCCACCGCCGCCUCCCCCUUGUCGCCUCUGUGUUUCCCUCAGUGCCUGCAGGCACCCCCACAGAGGCUGGAGCAGUACUGCGAGGCCCUGGAGGAGCUGGGGGGCAUCAACCCGACCACUGACUUGACCCUCUCCAUCCUGAGACAUGCCCAGCAGCAUGGCGAGGACCUCAGGGCCAGCGAUCUCAUCGUCGGGUGUCCGAUUCCCGUGGCGGAGCGCGGCGAGCUGGUGCGCCAGGGCGAGCUGACGGUGUGCGGUGGCACCCGGCGGAAGCGUGUGGGUGUCAGGCGGGUCUUCCUCUACCAACACGCCAUCAUCUUCACCAAACAGAAAAGCGGAGGAGGAGGCGGCGGCGGCGGUAGUAGUGGACCGGGACGAUCGUCCUACAGCUACAAACACAGCAUGAAGACGGCCGACAUGGGCCUGACGCAAAGCGUGGGCGAGGACGGCGUCAAGUUCGAAGUUUGGAUACGACAGGCUCCUCGCCUCAAGGACUGCGUCACGCUGCAGGCUCGGGACGGAGAGCAGCGCAAGGCCUGGACUCGGGACGUGGCUCGCCUGCUGUGGACGAACGCCAUCAACAGCACAGAGUUGUGUCUGAAGGAGUCGCUGUGCGUGGGCGUGUCCAGCAAGCUCCUGCUGGACGCAAGUGGGAGUCAAACGUCAGAAUUGGAGAGAGUGCAUAGCAGCUGCUCUGACUCCUCGUCCGUCGGUAGUCACAAGGAAGGUGGGGGCUCCCCGGCGUCAGGGAGGGGCACCAGGAGGAGCUCUGCCAGCUGCUCUCAGGGUCAGUCACCCUCCACUGCCGUGUAGUUGUCACGGCAUCCCAAGUGAGUGGAGGUUCAUGGUCAGCAUUCCGCAAAUGGAGACAAACAGCUUUCGUUUCAUCCGAAAGCGAACAGCGACAUCUCCACAUGGAUUGGCCAAACAGCCGUAUCACAUCUGCAGCAGUCAAAAGCCACAAAAAGACAAAACCUGUCCACCAUCUUGGAUGCGCCAGUCUCAGCAGCAAGCAAAGUCGCUAACAAAGCGGCCAUUGUGCGCCAAUGAAGCGAGCGCUCGGCCCAAACGGCCGCCCGCGUCACAUGACCCGGCCUUCUGAUGGUAAACAGGAAGUGGCACGGAGCCUCGGGUAGCGCAUGAGACUUUGCAGGUGUCGCGGCUUCAUUUUUAAUAUCGUGCUCUGGUGCUCUGCCCACUUGAGGCGUCGUCGUCGUCAUCAACUUCAUCUCACCAAAGCAUCUCAAGGUCAUUUGCGUGUUGCUGCUCGGAUCUUUUUCCUCUUUCGGGUUGGGAUUCCUCACUCUUGUACCACAUUCCUUGACACUUUUCUUGGACAUUAAAACUGGAUGGACGUUAA
This is a messenger RNA of Hippocampus comes (tiger tail seahorse), 6513 nucleotides long. It is a transcript of the gene arhgef40, whose product is annotated as Rho guanine nucleotide exchange factor (GEF) 40. The coding region runs from base 966 to 5966 and encodes 1666 amino acids. The record is from RefSeq and is a predicted model, not a curated record. The transcript is spliced from 26 exons. Lineage: Eukaryota; Metazoa; Chordata; Actinopteri; Syngnathiformes; Syngnathidae. Gene Ontology annotation, molecular function: guanyl-nucleotide exchange factor activity.